Messenger RNA from Actinia tenebrosa (Australian red waratah sea anemone), 2050 nucleotides. RefSeq names its product arylsulfatase B. Gene Ontology annotation, molecular function: sulfuric ester hydrolase activity. NCBI's taxonomy places the organism in Eukaryota, Metazoa, Cnidaria, Anthozoa, Actiniaria, Actiniidae. The record is from RefSeq and is a predicted model, not a curated record.
CUUUUAAUUAUGAGAUUUGAGUGUUUUGUAUGUAUUCUUUGUGCAAAUUUAUAAAUAUUUCUCGAAUACCAUGUUAGGCAGAGUACUAAAGAGAUAUCAACAAACAUGGCGGGUAUUGUUAUUCGUAGUGAUCUUUUCCAGUCUACUGGGUUUUGUACACCCACGAAGAAAACCACACAUUAUCAUGAUAGUAGCAGAUGACCUGGGCUGGGAUGACGUCAGUUUUCAUGGAUCUCCCCAGAUUCCCACGCCAUACAUCGACCACUUGGCAAAUAAUGGAGUUAUCCUUAAUAAUUAUUACGUAUCACCAAUGUGUACGCCAUCAAGAGCAUCUAUUAUGUCUGGGAAAUACCCAAUACAUCUAGGUAUGCAGCAUUUUGUGAUAUACGCAGCACAGCCAUAUGGAUUACCGCUGGACGAGAUUACUUUACCGAUGUACCUAAAAACACAGGGUUACCGCACAGCUGGGGUCGGCAAGUGGCAUCUAGGUUUCUUCACCAAGGAAUAUACCCCGGUGUACCGGGGAUUUGACUCGUUCUACGGGUUUUGGAACGCAAAGACUGACUACUGGAACCACACCUCUGACGAGAAUAAUUUCUGGGGAAUUGAUCUGAGAGACAAUAUGGAACCUGUUAGCACAGAGAGUGGCGUGUACGGGACAGAACUAUUCACACGAGAAGCUGUCAAAGUGAUCGACAACCACGACAAGAGCCAACCCUUGUUUUUAUAUCUCGCACAUCAAGCAGCACACUCAGCUAAUCCAAACGAGCCAUUACAAGCACCACAAGACAAGAUCAAUAGAUUUACAGACACCAUCGAUCAGUUGCAGCGACGUAUUUACGCUGCCAUGGUAACGUCGUUAGACCAAUCAGUUGGAGACAUAUAUUCAGCAUUGAGCAGGAAUAAAAUGUUAAAAGAUUCGGUGAUUAUUUUCACCACUGAUAACGGUGGAGCACCGCAUGGCUUCAACUGGAACAUGGGCUCCAACUACCCUCUCCGCGGUGGCAAAGACAUGCUGUGGGAGGGAGGGGUCAAAGGAACAGCCUUUGUGUACAGUGAUCUCAUUCAACAUAAAGGUCGUGUUAGUCAUGAUCUGAUUGACAUCACCGACUGGGUACCUACUAUCUACCACCUGGCUGGAGGGAACGCUGAACUCCUUCAUGGAUACUUAGAUGGAAAGAAUGUAUGGGAGACAAUAUCUCGUAGAGGGAAACUAUCACCAAGAGAUGAAAUAUUGCAUAAUAUUGACCCGUGGCGUAAAUUUGAAGCGAUUCGCAAAGGCCGGUACAAGCUGGUGGUCGGUAUGGACGAUACGUAUCAGGUUGGAUGGCACCCAAGGUACAAAGGAAGAGAUAUCUCGUUGCUAAGGCAACCGGAUACGUUACCAGGAGCUAUCCUCCGUUGUGGUGUGUGGGAUAAAAGUAAGAUGUGUGAUUCGAGUAAAGGAAAGGCUUGUUUGUUUGAUAUGAAGAAAGAUCCUUGCGAAUACCACGAUAUAUCUUCAGAUCUUCCCCACAUCGUACAAGAAUUAAAAGAACGCCUUGAUUUCUAUCGUAAAUCAUCGCGCCCGGUGUGGUACCCUGGCAUCGAUAAGAACGCAAACCCCGCUCGGUUCGGUGGUUUCUGGGGCUCUUGGAAAGAACUUAAAGACAACAGCAGUCUAAUAAACGCAUGGAACUCUGUGUGGAAACUCGCAAAUAUACAACGAAAUGCCGCACAAAGGAAAGUUAAAGGAGUGAGCAGCGCUGCACACGGCAACACUGGAACAUCUGCCAACGGUAUUAUUGACUUAGCUUGGGAGCAAAGUAAGCCAUUGGCUGACUCUAUGGAAGACAAUGGAGCGACAUUAACAUGGACACCGAAUAAACCAAUAGAAAUACACUCCAGUGAGAAACCUAAGGACCACGUUGAUAGGUUUUAUUACCAUCGGUUUUCUGAUUCAAGAAAUGAGUAUUCGUUGGAGUAAUUGGAGCUUAUUAGGGACGGACCAUUAGAUUUUUGAGGGGGUGGGCAAAAACCAAAAAAAUUCAAAUCAUGUCCAAAAAAACAU